Messenger RNA from Debaryomyces fabryi, 2529 nucleotides. Its product is annotated as putative zinc metalloprotease. The transcript has a single exon. The coding region runs from base 1 to 2529 and encodes 842 amino acids. The record is from RefSeq and is a predicted model, not a curated record. NCBI's taxonomy places the organism in Eukaryota, Fungi, Ascomycota, Pichiomycetes, Serinales, Debaryomycetaceae. Gene Ontology annotation, molecular function: carboxypeptidase activity.
AUGAGUGGGAGCCAUCAGCUGUACGAGCGGGUAAAUUCAAAUGAAACAGAACUACCAAGUGAUCCACCUAAUUAUCUCGACUUGGAGUCUAAUUUGGUAGAUAGUACCGAUAACGGCAUAGAGCAGUUUGAGAUAGAAGACGAAGACUUCGAACAACCGAGAGAAAAUGAUAGUUUUAUGGUACGGGCAUCGUUUGUGACGAAGAAAUUUGCAAGUAAUUUCAGCACCCGAGUAAUGCACCCGGUAAGCAAAAUAAUUGACCCUAUAUAUGAAGGGUACAACCAUUUUAAUACCCUAUACGAGAGGUUGAUUUUGAAGCUAGGAAAUCCGCUAGUGGUAAAGCGUUUACUAUAUGUUUUCUUCAUAAUGAUUGUGAUUUUCUUUAUAACAAAAUACAACAUCAGUGACGGUGUAAAUGGAGUGAGUGGAGGAGCAUUUUCUUCGGGUAAGUUUUAUGACAUAGAUAUGUUGGCGAAUUCCGCUCGUGAUUACAUAGACGGAAAGGUGAUGAAAGAGAAUUUAGAGUACUUGUCUUCAAUGCCACAUAUAGCUGGCUCAAAGGGAGAUUUAGCGUUGAGUAAAUAUGUUCAAAGUUAUAUGAAGGAGAAUGGAAUAAAGAUGAUUGACUUUGAUGAAUUGCAAAGUUUCACGAACUAUCCAGUAUUUGAUAAGAAGAAAACAUACGUCAAAUUAGCUGAUGAUUCUUAUGAAGCAACUUUGUAUGAACAAGGCAAAAAAGAUAUGGAAUAUUUGUCGUAUAACCCUAACUCAUUGAAUACGAAUGAUGAGUAUGAAAGUUUUUACAUAUAUGGCAAUUUUGGGACCCAAGAGGACCUCAAGAAAUUGCGAGAGCAUAAUGUAAAUUUACAAGAUUCUAUACUUUUGAUCAAGUAUGGGGGUUCAACUCCAGAUGCAAAUAAAAUCCAGAUUGCUCAACAACAAGGUGUGAAAGCUAUUCUUUUCAUUAGUUCGAAGUUUGAUAUAGGUACUGAUGAUAAUAAAGUAACUCAUGAUGACAUAAUUCAGAAGGAAAACGUUGGUGCUAGUAGAUUCAGUCCGGGAGACGUAUUAACACCUGGUUGGUCCUCUGAAGAUGGAUAUGUAACCAGAUUGCCAUGGUUUAAAUCGCAAACUACUCCCAAAAUUCCUACAAUUCCUAUCUCUUGGAAAGAUGCUUCGCAUUUUAUUUCUCAGUUGGGUGAAAACGGUAUAAAAUUUGACGAUGGUUUAUAUUCGGGCACGAAGUCCUCUGACGCCAAACAGAAAAUUAAACUAAGAAUUACCAAUGACCAAAGACAAACAAAUCAAAUUUGGAAUAUUGUAGGAUCUAUUCCGGGUAGAGAACAAGUAGAAAAAGGUGUUAUUAUAGGGGCAAGCAGAGACUCCACAUGCUUCGGUACUAUGUCAACCAACACAGGUACUGUCAUCUUGCUUGAAAUGGUUAAAAUAUUCAGUGCGUUGCAAAGACAAUAUAACUGGUCUCCUGCGAGAUCAAUAUAUUUUGCAUCUUUCGAUGCAUCAGAAUAUAAUUUGGCUGGGUCAACUGAAUGGGUCGAGAGCAGAAAAGAUACUUUGAAAAAAGAGGGAUAUGCCUAUAUUGAUUUGAGUGAUGCAGUAUCUGGAGAUAAUUUACUGAUUAAUUCUCAUCCCUUCUUACACAAUCUUAUAAAAGAUGCCUUGAAACAAGUAAAGAGUGAUAAAAGUGAUUCCAAGCGUACCACUGAUACCAAACGAGAAGACCAUAGAAUAAGUCUUUACGAUCUUUAUACCAAACAGAAUAAAGGCAGUGAUGAUAUUUCUAACAAUUUAGUUGACCAAAAAAAUUAUAUCCCCAUUAUUAAUUUGGCUAAUAUUCCAUCCAUGGAGAUUAAGUUCACUGGUUUUAGUUAUCCUGAAAACUCUUGUUAUGAUAAUUUUGAGAAUUUUGAAAACUCUGGUGUUGAUUCUUCAAUGAGCAAACACAAGCAACUAGUUGAAUUAUUGUCUAAAAUUGCAUUAAAUCUAGCAGAAGUACCUAUUAUUCCAUAUAAUUUCGCUAACAUGGCAAGUAAAUUAGUCACAUAUUCUGAUGAUUUGGAAAAGUACGCUAAAGAUAAGAUAGCUCAUUAUGAAAAACAAGUCGAGCCUAGAAUGCAUUUCGAUGCUUUGCGUAAAUCAAUAGAUAAAUUUAAAAGCUCUGGCGUUAGGUUCGAAGAAUGGUGCAAUGCGUGGAAGCAAUUUGUCAAAGAGUCCUCGGACAUUGAACCUUCAUUAUUGGCAAUGAAUAGAUGGAAAUGGAAUGAUAAUAUGAUAGAAUUAAAUGAAAAGUUUAUUGUCAAGUAUGUAAAGCCACCACGUCCAGGUUAUGUUAACGUAUUAUUUGGGGCACCAUUUCUGGCUCCCGAUAAUGGCAAUGAGGAUUACGAGUGGAAUACAUUCCCUAGUGUUAGAGACUACCUUGAUUUAGAUGAUUUUGGUAGAGCACAGCAUGAGAUUGAUCAGUUAGCAACUUUAAUUGAUGUAGCUGCACAACAAUUUUUAUUAUUAUGA